Geosmithia morbida is the source of this 1152-nucleotide messenger RNA. Its product is annotated as pectin lyase. Bases 1 to 1152 code for a protein of 383 amino acids. Gene Ontology annotation, molecular function: pectate lyase activity. NCBI's taxonomy places the organism in Eukaryota, Fungi, Ascomycota, Sordariomycetes, Hypocreales, Bionectriaceae. The transcript is spliced from 5 exons. The record is from RefSeq and is a predicted model, not a curated record.
AUGGGGCUGGUCUCGACUCUUUUCACUGCGGCGACGCUCGCCAGCUCGGCUUCCGCCCUGGCCAUCCGUGCCACACCCACCGUCGAGGGUUUCGCUACCGGUGUGACGGGUGGUGCCGGCGGUUCCACCGUCACUCCCACCACGGCCGAGGAGCUGGUCUCCUACCUGGAGGAUGACCAGGCUCGCGUCGUCUACGUCAACCAGCACUUUGACCUGCGAAACUAUGACGGCACCACCAGCGGCUCCGGCUGCGCUCCUUGGGGCACCGACACCGGCUGCCAGCUCGCCAUCAACAAGGACGAUUGGUGCACAAACUACCAGCCUGACGCCCCCACCGUCAGCUCCAUCACCUACUAUGAGGCCGGUCUCAACCCCAUCGAGGUUGCUUCCGACAAGUCCAUCAUAGGUGUCGGGAGCUCCGGUAUCAUCGAGGGCAAGGGCCUCCGCUUGGCCAACGGAGUCAAGAACGUCAUCAUCCAGAACAUUCACGUCACCAACCUCAACCCCCAAUACGUUUGGGGCGGUGAUGCCAUCACCCUGGCCGGGACCGACCUGGUCUGGAUUGACCACGUCAAGACCUCUCUCAUCGGCCGUCAGCAUCUUGUCUUUGGCGAGUCUGCCUCUGGCCGCGUGACUGUCUCCAACUGCGAGUUUGACGGUGUCACCUCGUGGUCUGCCACCUGCGACGGCCGCCACUACUGGACCAACUACUUCACUGGCUCCGAUGAUCAGAUCACCUUCAAGAAUAACUACAUCCACGACGUCUCCGGACGUGCACCCAAGGUCGGUGGAAACACCGUCCUCCAUGCUGUCAACAACUACUGGUACAAUGCCGCCCACGGCUUCGAGAUCGGUUCGGGUGGCUACGUCCUUGUUGAAGGCAGCGUCUUCCAGAACGUCGAUGCCCCGGAGGACACCGGUUCCACCCGAGCUGGUGAGCUCUACAGCGUUGUCGGCGCCUCCGCUGCCUCUGCCUGCUCGAGCAACUUGGGCCGCAGCUGCCAGGCAAAUGCCUUUGGAAGCUCUGGCACUCUCGAUGGCGAGGAUAGCGGUGUUCUGUCCAAGUUCUCUGGCCUGAGCAACAUCGCCUCUGCUUCGACUGCCGAGGUGGCCAAGGAUGUUGUGAACACUGCUGGAUUUGGAAAGAUCUAG